Messenger RNA from Brassica rapa (field mustard), 8848 nucleotides. Its product is annotated as putative pectate lyase 11. Gene Ontology annotation, molecular function: pectate lyase activity. The record is from RefSeq and is a predicted model, not a curated record. Lineage: Eukaryota; Viridiplantae; Streptophyta; Magnoliopsida; Brassicales; Brassicaceae.
CUUUAUAUACUUUCCAACAAUAUCAAACUUCAACACAAACAUAUCAGAAACUUCUCUCUUUUAUUAAUAUUAUUCUCUCAUUUUUUGUUCAGAAUAAUGUUUUCGUAUUCUAGUAAUCCUUUUGUUUACACUUUUAUAUUUCUCCUAUCAAUCGGCAACAGGAUUGCAUUCUCUUCGAGUUCGUCACCGCAGGCUCAGGAUCCGAAGCUAGUAGUUGACGAAGUCAAUAGAAGUGUAUUCAAUGCGUCACGGAGGAGCCUGGCCUACCUAUCUUGUAGAACCGGAAAUCCAAUCGAUGAUUGUUGGCGUUGCGAUCCAAACUGGGACACAAAUCGCCAACGGCUAGCCGAUUGUGCUAUUGGGUUUGGCAAAAACGCCAUCGGAGGCCGCGACGGCCGAAUUUACGUGGUUACAGAUCCUGGCAACGACGAUCCAGUAAACCCUAUACCUGGAACCCUUAGACAUGCGGUGACACAAGAAGAACCAUUAUGGAUCAUUUUCAAGAGAGAUAUGGUCAUUAAACUUCAAAAAGAACUCAUCAUCACAUCUUUCAAGACCAUUGAUGGUAGAGGCGCAAGCGUUCACAUUACCGAUGGCCCUUGCUUAAAAAUUCACGAAAAAACUAAUAUCAUCAUCCAUGGCAUUAACAUCCAUGACUGCAAACCAGGACCUGGUGGCAUGAUUAGAGAUGGCCCAGAUCAUACUGGAAUGUGGAUCCCAUCAGAUGGAGACGCGGUGGCGAUAUUCGGAGGGAAAAACGUGUGGAUUGACCAUUGUUCAUUGUCUAACUGCGAUGAUGGUCUCAUUGACGCCAUACAUGGUUCGACGGCUAUAACCAUAUCGAACAACCACAUGACACACCAUGACAAGGUCAUGCUUUUAGGGCAUAGCGAUAGUUAUACAGAGGACAAGAACAUGCAAGUCACCAUUGCGUUUAACCAUUUCGGAGAAGGGCUCGUUCAAAGGAUGCCACGGUGCAGGCAUGGAUAUUUCCAUGUGGUGAACAAUGAUUAUACUCACUGGGAAAUGUAUGCCAUCGGAGGAAGUGCUUCUCCGACGAUAUACAGCCAAGGCAAUAGAUUUCUCGCUCCUGAUACUCGGUUUAAUAAAGAGGUUACAAAACAUGAAGAUGCACCCGAAAGCCAAUGGAGAGAUUGGAAUUGGAGAUCUGAAGGGGAUAUGUUGUUGAACGGAGCAUAUUUCAGACAAUCCGGUGCCGGAGCUCCAUCGACUUAUGCAAGAGCUUCUAGCCUAAGUGCGAGGCCAUCAUCGCUUGUGGGUUCCAUCACUACGACGGCAGGAGCACUGAGUUGUCGACGAGGUGGUCACUGUUAAUUAUUCACUAUCACGAUGAUAAUGAAAUCGUAAGAGAGAAAAAAUAUAUUAAAGGACCAUUGUUUAUGCAAUGGUUCGUAUGUUCUAAUGAAUGGUAAGAGACAUUUGCGGGAUGAUAGUUUUUCAACGUAAUGUUAAUGCGUCUGCUAUGUCUCUGGACAUUUGCGAGAUGAUUUUAAAAUUUAUAUUAAAUGAUGUUAAAGCUAUAAAAAUAUUUCAACCUUUUGUUUGUCUGUUAACCACCAAGUUUCGGAUCUAAACCUAUGUAUGAUCUAUUCGAAUCAGGACCAUAAUUUUCUAAUUUCGUUUCCUUCAGUACUAAUAUCAAGAACAUCCUUGAUAUUUUGUUUAACAAUGGAAGUCCUACAUAUUUCCACAAAUUCGGUUUAGUUUUCCCUGAAAUUUGACCCUAACGCGAUUUUGACCUAUAUCUAUUGUAUUUAAGACUUUGUAGGCUAAAUUUAUUUUUAAUAUUUUUUUUAGGUUUAAAAGUUUUCUGAGAGAUAAAAUUGUAUUCUACCUUUGGAAAAAAAAAUUAUAAACCCAUUUUUUUUCCUGUUUUUUGGGUGCAAAUCAGGGGCGAAGCUAGUAAGACAGUUGUGGGUGCAAGUGCACCCAUAAUUUUAUCAAUAUUAACAAGUUUUGUAUGUAAAAGUUGUAAGUUCCAGUUAUCUAAAUGGUUAAAUUCUUUAUGUGCACCCCCAAACAUCCAAGGUUCGACAUCUAUUCAACCAUUUAUUUUUUUCCUUUAUGAAUUAUGCACCCCCUAUAAUUAACUCCUAGCUUCGCCCCUGGUGCAAAUGUUAAAUAAGUUUUGGUUUAUUAAUUAUAGUAUGGCUUCUUCAUCUUCUAUACAUCGAUACAUUUUUUUUUUGAACAACCAAACAUUUCAUUAAAAUCAGAAGCUAAGCAUUCGAGUAAUACAAAGCAGUUUUAGCUAGGGCAUCUGCAGCAGAAUUUAGAGUCCUAGGAACAUAAGCAAAAAUAAUGGAAGAAAAAGAUGAUGAUAGUUUCUCGAUAUCCAAGUUGAUUCCGUAGAGCUCCACCGGAUGUUGCUUCGAGUUUAGUGCUUUAACAAGCACUUGGUUAUCUGAUUUGAGGCAGAUAUUGGAGAGGUGACGAGCUUUAGCAUGCAGCAGGGCUUCCCGAACAGCUAAGGCCUCCGCCAUCAAGGGUGAUGCGACACAGAGUUCCGUCGAACUAUACAUCGAUACAUAACAUCUAUAAUUUGAUCGUUAUAACACCUUAAUAUAUAAUAGGAUUGGAUCUAAAUUUUUUUAAUAAACUAUAUCAAUCAUACUGGACAUGCAUGCCUAAUGCCUGUAUUUUCAAAACUUUCAUUUCGUACAAUUAAUACUAUUGCUAAAAGAAGAUAGUUGUCCGACAAGUAAGUAUUCAUAAAAUACUAUGAAAUUUUCGAAAACAGAGACAUACUAAAUUUAAAUUGUUACUAUCAAAUUUUGAAUUUUUAUUUCAAAUUCAUAAGAACCAACUAAUAAUUUAAAACAACCUCGCAUUUCGACGACUACGGAAACUGAAAUAUUAUUUUAUAUGGAAGUAACUUAUAAUAAGGUUGGUAUUCUUUGAUAUGGAUUGCAACUUGUAAUGAUAAGGCAGUGUUCUAAAGGAUACAUGUGUUCUCAUGUUUUCAAACAAUUUCUUUAUACUUUGAUUUGAUUGAUGUUUUACUCGAGCAUAGACAAAUGUUUAAGUUUUAAAGAGUUAUAAAUGACCAGUUUACCGGUUUACAACGUUUUGGAGUCUUUUAUAAAUGUAGGGUCUUUUAGUCUUUUAACGAUUCUUCUUAGGUUUUAGGCUGAUUAGAAACAUAAGAUAUCGAAUUGAGUGCAACUGAGCAAUCAAAAAUGUGUAGAAUUGUGCAAAUAAGUCAGAAAUUUAGGACUGGAUUGAAGACUUCGCAUUAUGUGCAUGAGCUCAAUUUCUUUCAUAGGUUAGAGAACUGAGUUAGACUUUUAAUGUUACUGGUUUGAGAUCCAUCAAAUGGCUAUGUUGAAGGUUAUGCGCGUUACUCUAAAGACAAUUAUUCUGUGUAAUGGUUAAAUAUGAGAAAAUAAUUGUUUUGUUUCUUUAUUUUCGGUUUAAUUUUGCUUAAGUUUGACUUUAACAUGAUUUUGACUUAUUUCUAUUGUAUUUAAGCCAAUUUAGGCUAAAUUUAUUUUUGAAAUAGAUUUUUUAGGUUUAAAAGUUUUUUUAGGUAAAUUUGUAUUCUACCUUUGGAACAAGUUUUUGUUUAAUUAUGUUUUAUGAUUACGAAUGUUAAAUAAGUUGUUGCUUAAUAAUUAUAGUAUGCUUUCGUUAUAUCAAUGAAUAACAUCGAUAAUUGGAUCGUUAUAACACUUUAAUAUAUAAUAGGAUUGGAUCUAACGAUUUUUAUUAAGAAAAAUUUUUAUGUUUUUUUCACAAAAAUAAUUUUUAAUGAGGAAAAUGACCAAAAUAAGUUUUAUUAAAAUGUAAAAAUACAUUUAUACCAUAUGGUUAAUUAGUCUAGACUUAGGAUUGCCAGUUAUGGGGUGGGGUUUUGAGAAUAAAAUUUUAAAUUUUCAAAAAUAUAAAUAAAGAUUAAUGUUUUCAAAAUAAAAAUGAACUAUUUGAUCAUUUUAUUUUUUUAAAGUUUAUUUUAUGAUAAAAACUUAAAAAAUUAGCUAUCUGAGAGAAUUGCAUUUUAUUAACUAUAUCAAUCAUAGUGAACAUGCAUGCCUAAUGCCUGUAUUUUCAAAACUUGCAUCUGGUACAAUUAAUAUUAUUGCUGAGAGAAGUUGUAGUUGGCCGUACAAGUAUUCAUAAAAUACUAUGAAAUUUUCGAAAGACAGAGACAAACUAAACUUAAAUUGUUACUAUCUUAUUUUAAAUUUUAUUUCAAACCCGUAAGAACGAACUAAUAAUUCAAGACAGCCCUGGCAUUUCGACGACUCCGGAAACUCAAAGAUCUUUUUUUAUUCCAUUUCAUUUUAGUCUACGAGUUCUUAAACCCUAAAACUGAUUAUUAAAUAAAUGUUUUAUGUAACUUUCAUUGCAUUAUUACUCUCGUUGAAAGUUACUAAUAUAUAUUAUUCACAACAUGCGGAUAUAAUUAGUCCUAUACGGCAUGAAUAUAUGCUAAAUGAAGCCAUCAAUUUGUCGUCAUGGGAGAUUAGGAGUAGACAAUAAUGCUUUAGAAUAAUGGUGAUAAUCAUUAAAUCAUUAAAAGUUCCUCUUUCUGAGCUAUGAUUGCUGCAUUUUACUUCACAACGUCCUUGUUUGACUUUUCUAUCACCUCGUUUCGUGCCUCCUUGUCCUUCAACGCUUGCAAGAGUUGUAGAUCAGCUAUACACAAAAAUGGUAGCUCAUAAUUAGUUCAGAAAAUGACCGUUAAGUCUACUUAAUAUAGUCGACUCAUAAUUCAUAAAUAUGAAUAAUUUAGUCAACUAAUUUCCCCCCUACAGAAAAUUCUAUAAAUACCCACUAAAACCCCAUAAGUUAUCUCCACCCUUCUCAAAAAAUAUAAACACACUACCACUUCCUGAGCUUUUGUUUUAGAGUUUUUCCCGGUACACAAACAAAUGGCUCCAAGAAUCUCUCUUGCACUCUUCCUUUCCCUGAACCUCCUCUUCUUCACUUACACUUCUGCUCAAGGCUCUUGUCCUAAAGAUUCCCUGCAGAUCAGUCUAUGCGCUAAUGUUCUCAAUGUAGUUGAACUAACAUUGGGAAACCCAUCUGUACCGCCAUGCUGCUCACUCAUUCAUGGCUUGGUUGACCUUGAGGCUGCAGCCUGUCUUUGUAGCGCACUCAAAGUUGACAUUCCUGGCAUCACCUCAAUUAACCUUCCCAUCUUUCUCAACGUACUCCUCAAUGUUUGUGGCCGACCAACUCCAACAUCUUACCAUUGCGUCUAUUGAAUACUUCAGACAUAUAAAGACAUACCUAAAGGACAGAAAUAUCGUAUGGUUUCAAAUUAGUCUUGAACUUAUUGCGUAGUUUUCUUGUUUCUUAUAAUCAGUGAUUGCUUCUGUGAUUUUCUUGGAUUGAAUAAAAUGAUGAACGUCAUGUUCUCAUGCAACAAUGUAUUAUGGGGUUUUGUGUGUGUAAUCUGCAAGUUAUUUCCCCUUUUGCUUCAUUUUUAAUGGCCCUUUGCUUCAUUGUUCCUCUUAUCUUCGUUGUAAACGUUUCUUUUGAAUUUGAUUAAUAAAAGUAUAGCAAUCGGUGUUGUCUAUAUCAGGCCCAUCUGUGUAUUAAAAAAAAAGGUAAAAUGGCAAUAUGACGCACUGAAAUAAAAAAAAAUCAUAUCUUAGUUAUUUUGCGGUAAACAUUAAAUAAUGGCAUGUACUUAUCUGAGCUGUAUAUUAAUCGGGUUUAAUCUGAUCGUACGUUCUCCAAACCAAAACUGCUGUUGGAAAAGUACGUAAAGAAUGUACAUAAACUGUUUCAUGACAGACCCUAAUUUUCAUUAAAGAUGAAACAGUAUAUAUUUCUAUAAGCAAAAAAAAAGUAUUUAUAUAAAUGCUAUUUUAAGGAGAAUAUAAUUAAAUUCUUGGAAAACAAUAAAAUUUUGAUGUUUCGAGAUGUAUUUAGAAUCAAAUAAGUAAAAUACUAAAUAAAUCAAUUUGAUGCAAACUUAUUUAUGAGAAUUCAAAAUAAACUAAUUGGAUGUUACUUAGAUAAAAUAAAAUUAAUAUAUAUCAGAAGAUCAUAGUAUAUUUAUAUAUAUUAGGUGAAUAUUUAUGAAAUAUCGUAAUAUACUUAUACGGUAGUAUACUAUAUUUAUUGUUAUUUAUUCUUUUUUAUUUAGUGUAAUUAAAAUUCAUUUCAUGUAAACUAUUUAAAAUUUAAUAAUCAAAAAUACAAAACAAAUGGAUACAAUUAUGACUUUUAUAUAUUAAGAUAAGUGAACCGAGAAUCUGGUUCUUAUUCUCAUCAGUGCUCGCGUCUCAUGGAAGCCUCUCAAACUCUUUCAAUCGAAAAAAUAAAUUAACUCUCUGAAAGAUAGUGAGACUCGCCUGAGAGAAAUGAGAAAAAGAAUGAAAGGAAAGAAACCAAUUGUAAGACUCUAUGUGUAAUCAGAAAACUGACCGAAUAAGAAUCCAUGUGUCCUUUGAUCGAGAUUCCCUUGAUGAUAAUGCACAACUUAAUCUUAGAUGAGAUUGGUGGAGAAUUUGGAGAACUCUUAUGAGUUGUAGGUUGAAAAUGGUUACAUUACUAAAUGGAGGUCAAAUACAUGGAAGUACCUUCAAAGAUUGGUGUUUUUGAUGUGAAUUGCAACUUGUAAUGGUAACGCGAUGUUCUAAAUGAUAAAUGUGUUCUCAUAUUUUCAAACCUUUUCCUUAUACUUUGCUUGAUGUUUUACUCGAGCACAAACAAAUGUUUAAGUUUUAAAGAGUUAUAAACGAUCUAAUUACCGGUUUCCAACUAUUUGGAGUCUUUUAUCGAGUCAAUGUGUGUUUGUAGAGUCUUUUAGUCUUUUAUUGAUUCUUCUUAGGUUUUAGGCUGAUUAGAAACAUAAAAUAUCGAAUUGAGUGCAGCUGAGCAAUUAAAGGUGUUGAAUUGUGAAAAAAACGUUAGAAGUUUAUAAAUGGAUUGAAGACUUCGCAUUAUGUGCCUGAGCUCAAUUUCUUUCAUAUGUAAUAGGUUAGAGAAUUGAGUUAGACUUAUAAUGUCACUAGUUUGAGGUUGAUCAAAUGGCUAUGUUGAAGGUUAUGAGCGUUACACUGAAUACUAUUCAGUCUACUGGUUAAAUACGAGAAAAAUAAUUGUUUUGUUUCUUUAUUUUUGGUUUAGUUUUGCUUAAAUUUGUCUUUAACGUGAUUUUCACUUAUAUCUAUUGUAUUUAAGCCUUUUUUAGGCUAAUUUUAGAUAGAUUUUUUAUGUUUAAAUUUUUUCUUAGAGAUAAUUUUGAAUUCUAGCUUUGGAACAAGUUUUUGUUUCUGUUUUAUGGGUGCGAAUGUUAAAUCAGUUUUUGUUUAAUAAUUAUAGUAUGCCUUCUUUGUAUUGAUGAAUAACAUCGAUAAUUUGAUCGUUAUAUAACACCUUAUAUAUAAUAGGAUUGGAUCUAACGAUUUUUAUUAAACUAUAUCAAUCAUACUGAACAUGCUUGCCUAAUGCCUGUAUUUUCAAAACUUGCAUUUGGUACAAUUAAUAUUAUUGCUAAAAGAAGUUGUAGUUGGCCGUACAAGUAUUCAUAAAAUAUAUGAAACUUUCGAAAACCAGAGACAAACUAAACUUAAAUUGUUACUAUCUUAUAUUUUUAAAUUUUAUUUCAAACCCAUAAGAACGAACUAAUAAUUCAAGACAGCCCUGGCAUUUCGACGACUCUGGAAACUCAAAGAUCUUUUUUUAUUCCAUUUAUCUUUAAUCUACGAGUUCUUAAACCCUAAAACUGAUUAUUAAAUAAUGUUUUAUGUAACUUUCAUUGCAUUAUUACUCUCGUUGAAAGUUACUAAUAUAUAUUAUUCACAACAUGCGGAUAUAAUUAGUCCUAUACUUUUACCAAAAAAAAAAAAUUAGUCCUAUACGGCAUGAAUAUAUGCUAAACGAAGCCAUCAAUUUGUCGUCAUGGGAGAUUAGGCGUAGACAAUAAUGCUUUAGAAUAAUGGUGAUAAUCAUUAAAUCAUUAAAAGUUCCUCUUUCUGAGCUUUGAUUGCAGCAUUUUACUUCGCAACGUCCUUGUUUGACUUUUCUAUCACCUCGUUUCGUGCCUCCUUGUCCUUCAACGCUUGCAAGAGUUGUAGAUCAGCUAUACACAAAAAUGGUAGCUCAUAAUUAGUUCAGAAAAUGACCGUUAAGUCUACUUAAUAUAGUCGACUCAUAAUUCAUAAAUAUGAAUAAUUUAGUCAACUAAUUUCCCCCCUACAGAAAAUUCUAUAAAUACCCACUAAAACCCCAUAAGUUAUCUCCACCCUUCUCAAAAAAUAUAAACACACUACCACUUCCUGAGCUUUUGUUUUAGAGUUUUUCCCGGUACACAAACAAAUGGCUCCAAGAAUCUCUCUUGCACUCUUCCUUUCCCUGAACCUCCUCUUUUUCACUUACACUUCUGCUCAAGGCUCUUGUCCUAAAGAUUCCCUGCAGAUCAGUCUAUGCGCUAAUGUUCUCAAUGUAGUUGAACUAACAUUGGGAAACCGAUCUGUACCGCCAUGCUGCUCACUCAUUCAUGGCUUGGUUGACCUUGAGGCUGCAGCCUGUCUUUGUAGCGCACUCAAAGUUGACAUUCCUGGCAUCACCUCAAUUAACCUUCCCAUCUUUCUCAACGUACUCCUCAAUGUUUGUGGCCGACCAACUCCAACAUCUUACCAUUGCGUCUAUUGAAUACUUCAGACAUAUAAAGACAUACCUAAAGGACAGAAAUAUCGUAUGGUUUCAAAGUCUUGAACUUAUUGCGUAGUUUUCUUGUUUCUUAUAAUCAGUGAUUGCUUUUGUGAUUUUCUUGGGUUGAAUAAAAUGAUGAACGUCACGUUCUCAUGCAACAAUGUAUUAUGGGGGUUGUGUGUGUAAUCUGCAAGUUCUUUCCCCUUUUGCUUCA